GUUUGUUUGUUUGUUUGUUUGUUUUAAUGAGGAUUGCUAUGAGUCAACUAUGACCGUGCUUCGACUUGCACCAGGGGCUGACACAAUGCAAACUACCGUAGGCUCCUAAUCCGAAAUGCUAAAGUUCAAGAGGAAACGAAUGAAGCUUACCAUCGGUGCCAAGUAAGGGUCAGCUGAAUAGUUUUAGGCUUCCACUCAUAUUGAGAACAAUAGAAACGAAAUUAGGGUUUCUAUGAAGAUACUCGUGAGAAUACCUCUAGACAAAGGUAUCUCUGUACACAAACUGGAACAUUCACUAGCUCCAACGUUCUCUAACCUAAUUGUGCUAUUCUUUUCAAACGAAGGAACGCCUAUAGAAGGUGGAGCUAGUUUAUUUAGAAACUUGGCCUGCUAAGCUGUUUGCCUGUGUCUUAAUUAAAAUAUGUAAUGCAGUGGUGUGAAGCAGCAAGAUUCUUUUCAGCCUGUGAAAGUUAUUACACCCUCUUUGGAUUGGAUCAGAUUUGCACUCUCAACCAGAGAGGCUUGUGACAAUGGCAAGGGACCUCACAAAGGAAACAGGAUGUGAUCAGACUGCACAAGACAGCAAUGCUGUGAAAAAAAGCCAGUUGCUUCUGGAUCGAGGCCAGUGGGCCAACAAAGUGGAGUUCUUGUUGGCCGUAGCAGGAACACUUGUGGGGCUUGGAAAUCUUUGGCGAUUCCCCUAUCUGUGUUACAAAAAUGGUGGAGGUGCUUUCCUGGUGCCAUAUGUGCUGUUCCUACUCUCCUGUGGGAUACCAAUGUUCCUUCUGGAAACUGCCAUGGGACAGUAUACCUCACAAGGAUGCAUCACUUGCUGGAGACACUUUUGCCCUCUAUUUGAAGGGAUUGGUUAUGCUACACAAGUGGUGAUUGCCUAUGCUGCAGUAUCCUAUAUCAUCAUUCAGGCCUGGGCAUUCUUCUACCUGUUCAACUCCUUCAGCGCAGAAGUGCCUUGGGCCAGCUGCAGAAACGCCUGGAACACAGAUUCUUGUGUGGAGUUUGACAAGAAGAAUGUCUCAUCAAACUGGACUGUGCCAGCAAAUGCCACCUCACCUGCAACAGAGUUCUGGGAGAGACGGGUCCUAAACAUUUCUGCGGGGAUUGACCAUGUUGGUUCUGUUCGUUGGGAGUUGGCCCUAUGCUUGAUAUUAGCAUGGGUCCUCUGCUACUUCUGUGUGUGGAAAGGAGUUAAAUCUACUGGAAAGGUGGUGUAUUUCACAGCCACAUUCCCUUACUUGAUGCUGAUUGUUCUGCUGGCCCGAGGGCUCACUCUCCCUGGAGCCGCAGACGGCCUGCGGUUUUAUCUGUACCCUGAUCCGGCACGGCUCGUAGACCCACAGGUUUGGAUGGAUGCAGGGGCACAAGUUCUCUUCUCUUUUGGAAUCUGUCAAGGCAGUUUGACUGCACUUGGAAGUUACAACCAAUACAACAAUGACUGCUACAAGGACACCUUUGUCUUAUGUUUGGUGAAUGGAGGUUCCAGUUUUGUCGCUGGGUUUGCCAUUUUCUCUGUGUUGGGCUUUAUGUCUUAUGAGCAAGGAAUUCCCAUAUCGGAAGUUGCUGCGACUGGUCCUGGAUUGGCGUUCAUCGCCUACCCUCGCGCCGUGGCCAUGAUGCCUUUCCCACAGUUGUGGGCUAUAUGUUUCUUCAUUAUGGUCAUUCUCCUUGGGGCGGAUACCCAGUUUGUUAGUCUGGAGUGCCUGAUGACAUCUGUGACAGACAUGUUCCCCACUGUGUUUCGGAGGGGAUACAGGCGAGAAUUUCUGCUUCUGGGUCUGUGCUUGGUUUGUUUCUUACUGGGGCUCCUGCUUGUCACUGAGGGUGGCUUGUAUUUCCUACAACUCUUUGACCACUAUGUUUGCAGUGGCAACAACCUUUUGUUACUCUCUGUCUGCCAGUCUAUAGCCAUUGGAUGGAUCUAUGGUGCUGAUCGUCUUUAUGACAAUAUAGAAGAUAUGAUCGGCUACCGUCCAUGGCCUCUCAUGAAAUACUGUUGGCUAUACAUCACUCCAACUGUUUGCAUGGGUACCUUCAUUUUCAACUUAGUGCAGUAUCAACCCCUGAGGUUCAACAAGACCUAUGUGUACCCUGACUGGGCAUACAUACUGGGGUGGUUCCUAGGCCUGUUCUGCGUGUUUCUGGUGCCUCUGUGGGUUAUCUAUAAACUCUCAAGGUCCAAGAUGUCUGUGUUGCAGACACUGAAACAUCUAUGCCGUCCUGACAACAUCCAGAAUCAGAACCUCAAUCUGAAGCAGACUGCUGAACGAUGCCCUUUGAAUCCUGCCACAUCACUUUCUCCACCUUCUAAUGAGUUCAAGGGAAAUGGAGUGGAACUGGAGAUGCAAGUUUAACAGACAUCAUUAUUACAGCUGUAUUGCUUCACUUUUUUUUUUAGUCUUUAUAAAUACUCCCAUUUUAUCUGUUAAUUUAGUAAUCAUCUAAUUUGUGGUGUGUAUGGAGCAUAAGGGAGAGCAAGAGAGAUGGACAGAGAGUCAAGUCGAGUUCCCUGCUGCCCCUAAAAUGAAUGCAAUAAAUGGUUACAUAUAUAAAAAAAAUCAUAAAAAAGAUCAAACUAAAAUUUUAACUAAUGAUGACAUUUUUAUUUUUACUUAAGGUGGAAAUGAAUGGUCUGGCACAACCACCUAUACCUCAAUUUUGUGCUUCAAUAUUUGUUGCUGUAUUCAACUUUUUCUAUUUUCUGGAGAGUUUUAGGUGAUGACGAGGAACUACUUUGUUCCCCUCCCUUUCCAAGCAUGAGGGGCAACCGUUUUUUUAGAGCCAGAGUUUUGAUUCUUUCGCUCUUACCAAUGGUAUGGCGGUUCAACAUGGCAGACACCAUGUAAGAGGACUCCCUCCCGACGUACAGUGCCCUCCACAAUAAUUUGUGCCCCUGGAAAAUAUUUGUAAAAGGGUUAUAAUAAAUCAAGGUUUUUUUUGUGAAUCAGCAUAAUUUCACACCAUUUAACAAUGUACAAAAUCCAACCAUCAAUUCAAAUAACUAUCUGGAGAAAAAUAUAAUACCUCAUAAAAAAGGCCACAAUUGAAAGGAAUUUUGACCUUCAAGUAGAGCUAUGCUUUAAUGCCUGAAUCUACAUUUAGGGGAAUUGCUAAAACAUUCCAAACAACAGGAGCAGUGACACACACAGCUGGUUGAGAGCCAAUGGUGAUUUUGCCCCCAUGCACAAUGGGGAUUGAAAAAAGGUUUUAAAAAAAGUCUCCAAGGACCAGUAUUAGAGAGUGUCGCCAAAUAGUAGCAUCUUGGAGUCACCAUGUCUACAAACAAUCCCACUAGAUGCCACUUCAAAAGCCUUUUCUUUUAUUUAAUGACAAAAGCAAGUUGCUAAGAAGACUUUGACUAAGUUGUGUUUACUGGCCAAUUGAAAUAAAAAUGAAGCAUUUUGGCAAAAAACACUCACUUUGGAUUUAGUUUUAAAAGGAUGAAUAUAUUUAAAAGCAUAGCACAAUCAUCUAACUGUUACGUACUGUAUGGCAGGUCUUUUAUAAUGUGGGGCUAUUUUUCUUCCAAGGGCCCUUGGGACCUUGUUAGGGCACAUGGGAUCAUGGACUCAAUGAAAUGCCUGAAUGGAAACUGGCUGCCUCUGCCAAGACACCAACAGUGAUUGGAUCGUAUAGCAGGACAACGAUCCAAAAAUAUGUGCAGAUCAACCUGCUAGAAAAUGGUUUACUGAACACCAAAUCAAGAUUCUGCUUGGGUAGUCUUAGUCCCCUGAUCUGAAGUCCAUAGAAAAACAGUGGGUGGAGCUGUACUGAGAACGUUAUGAGAUGUUAUAAGGGAAGAUUAACUGCUGUUUAUCGACAAAGGGAGGUUGUACAAAGUGUUAAAUACAGGGGUGUCCCUCUGUCACUUGAUGGUAAACUUUUCCUCAUUUCUUUUCAGUGUGUUCAGUUAAAGAAGUUAAAUUACCUAAAUUAGAUUUUUGUAUAACCCUCUUUUACUCAUCUUUACUGGGAGGUAAUUGUGGAGGGCACUGUAACAUGAAAGGCUCAUUUUAAGCUAAUGAGUACACAACAAUUUGUACUUUCAGAUGAUUGCACACUAAUGGAAGCAUAAUUAUGAAUACUACAUUCAUUUCUGCUAAUAGAUCCGCAUACAUCUGCCACACUGUACCUUGAAAUUACAAUACUAUUGAUAAGACAGAAAAAUAAUGUAACAAUAUCUGUUGAAGAUUUAGGUCUACAAGCUGACUUUACUUGACUCAAAACUGCCCAUGACUAAAGCACCCUUACCUUUGCUGCUCUAACUUUCAUCUCUUUGAGUGCAGUGCCACAAUCCUUCUCAUCCUUCCAUUUUUAAGUUGAAGUAUUUGGUGGACGCUUUUAUCCGAAGGAACAUAAAAAAAUCAUGUAGAAAAUGUACUGUAACAUGAUGUGAUGACACGACAUUUCACAAUGAUGUGAUAUGCUAUUACUAUUGCACAUUUAUACAGAAACUGAUAACGAUCAGUGGUAGCUUUUUGCAGUGUACGUUCACAGUGGGAAAUUGUAGCAUCUCAGACAUUCUGACCCAUUUUAUCCUGCUUAAAACAGCUUUGACAGGUCUGAAAAGCUGAAAUACGUGAAUGAUGUUGAGUCAUGUUACGGCUAAAGAAAGGUAGACAUUUCGCUUGAAUCUUUCGUUGUUCCCACCUGCCUAGCAGAAGACUUGUUGCCAUAUCAUAUAAUACACAGCAGAAACAUCGGUCACACUUAAUUGUCCACUCAGAGACUAUCUACAGAUGCUCAAAUUAUCAUCAAACAAUCUGUUGAUUCGGUGACGGUGGUGGUUACAAGUCUUUGUGGGCAGACUGCAAGUGAAGUGUUACCGAAAAAUCUACUGUAUCUGCCACAUGCCACCAUUUUGUUAAAGUGAUCAACUUUGUGUUGGCUCUCAACUCUCAAAAGAUCAAAACCUAAAUGUGCCGAAGUAAUGACCAGCCUUGUAAGAUCACUGACCCAUGCAUAUAUCUAUGUGGAAGAUGAACAAUGCAAUGCUAGUAAAUCUAUAGCAGUACGAUAAAGAUAUUGGACUAUGAUUCCUGGUGUUUUGACAGGAUAACUUGGACAAAUUAAAAAAUGCUACAAUAUGUAUUACCAAACAAAAUAUGUAGUUUGAAACAAUAUUUGUUAUUAUUUUUUAGAUAAUAGAUAGAUAGCCUACCUCACUUCCAGAAAUCACAGUAAGGUUAAUUUUUAUCAGUAAGAUCAUUUUGUGGGUGUGAAUUUAUGGGGUUAUUGUUUUUCAAGGACACAGUGAAUUGCAACAAUAAUUUAUUCAUCCUUUUAUGGAUGCUUAAGAUGCAUUAUUGUGUGAUUCAUUUCUAAAUUUAAUCAUCAGUGAUGUAAGUAUUUUGAAUUUUGAAUAGUGUUUUAAUAAAUUUCAUGAAAUAUGUUAAUGCUUACCAUGAGAUCUGCUUAAAGGGGGGUUUCUUGCUCAGAUUUGAUUAGCAGUAUAGCCUACCGUCUGUGGGUGCCAUGGUUACAGCACAGGUGUGUCAGUCAGCAGCUGUAGCCUACACUGCGUGUCUGGUUUAAUGUAGAGCAAAAUGAUAACAAUAAUAAAAAUCACCAUUAGACACCUUACCCUUCACAUUUCAUCAUCAUAUUUUCCAAUAAUCAACCUAUUUUCUUUGUUCCUUGGUGUCACACUGGUGACAUAGUUCGUAAUGGCAGCUUGUAAGGACAUGAUGCACUGUAAAAAAUAAAGAGUGAUUGAAUAAA
Molecule: messenger RNA, 5736 nt
Organism: Sardina pilchardus (European sardine)
Lineage: Eukaryota; Metazoa; Chordata; Actinopteri; Clupeiformes; Clupeidae
Product: sodium- and chloride-dependent GABA transporter 2-like
Exons: 15
Coding region: 531-2369 (612 amino acids)
Biological process (GO): sodium ion transmembrane transport
Cellular component (GO): plasma membrane
Molecular function (GO): gamma-aminobutyric acid:sodium:chloride symporter activity
Source: RefSeq, a predicted model, not a curated record